Molecule: messenger RNA, 300 nt
Organism: Fibroporia radiculosa
Lineage: Eukaryota; Fungi; Basidiomycota; Agaricomycetes; Polyporales; Fibroporiaceae
Exons: 3
Coding region: 1-300 (99 amino acids)
Source: RefSeq, a predicted model, not a curated record
AUGGACGACACGGGCGAGCUGACGCUGAGCAUGACGAAUGUCCUUCUGCCCCUCCCGGUAGAGAAGGAACGAGGGGUGGUGUACAGCGAGGAAGUGCUCGUGAAGAUCAACGAUACGCUAAGGACGAAGCUGCUGUACGAGUGGAACGGGUACGCGGCGCAUUACUUCCACGCCGGCGGGUGGUGGUGCCGCUGCAGUGCACAGGUCUGGAACGAGGUCUCCGACUUUGAGUACGUCGGUAAGGCGUUUGUGGCAAUCUGCGGAGAGAUCAAGGAGACGAUACUGGAAGGGAAAGCAUGA